UUCUCUUUCUCUCCCGAAGAUAAGGCAGAGAAGAGGAGGAAAGAGGCUCAAAAAAAAAAACAUAGAUGGAGAAGGAGGGUGUCACCACGGUGGUGGACCAACCGGCGCCGUCCAAGUUUCCGUUGACCUUUUGGGAAGCAACGGUGGCUUCAAUGGUGGCUAUGGUUUUCGUUAUAGGCAUUCUCUGCGUCUACCUCACCAUGCCCGAUUCUGAUUACAGUUUCCUUAAGCUUCCCCGCACCCUCCAGGACCUUCAGCUCCUACGAGAUAACCUUGAGAGCUAUACAAGUGACUACACUGCACAAGUCUUGGUGGGAUACUGCGUGGUUUAUAUAUUCAUGCAGACUUUCAUGAUUCCAGGGACUGUGUUCAUGUCAUUGCUGGCUGGAGCACUAUUUGGAGUCUUUAAAGGUGUGGCUCUAGUUGUGUUCACUGCCACAGCAGGAGCUUCUUCAUGCUUCUUCCUGUCUAAACUGAUUGGACGACCUAUUCUCUCCUCUCUCUGGCCUGAAAAGUUGAAAUUCUUCCAAACACAGGUGGCUAAAAGAAGAAAGAGUUUGUUGAACUACAUGCUUUUUCUGAGACUGACUCCGACCCUGCCCAAUACAUUUAUUAAUUUUGCUUCACCAAUCGUGGAUGUGCCUUAUCAUAUUUUCUUCAUGGCAACUGUUAUUGGACUGAUUCCUGCUGCUUAUGUCACAGUCAAGGCUGGUUUGGCUCUUGGAGAGUUACAAUCCGUUGGGGAUCUCUAUGAUUUCAACUCAAUUGCUACCUUGUUCCUCAUUGGUGUUGUUUCAGUUACACCUACACUAAUGAGCAAGAACGAGUCAUAGCAUUUCAGAGGCCAAGAAUCUUUGUGAAUGAAGCCCUUGUUCUCCUGACAGCUAAUAUCAGUUCAGUAUUGUACAGAUCUUAAAAAGAAAAAGGGGGGAAAAAAAAAACGAUUGCAUUGUGGUUCUCUGG
Molecule: messenger RNA, 963 nt
Organism: Cajanus cajan (pigeon pea)
Lineage: Eukaryota; Viridiplantae; Streptophyta; Magnoliopsida; Fabales; Fabaceae
Source: RefSeq, a predicted model, not a curated record